AUGACGGUGAUCAGGCGGUGGAUGGGCCAGUUGCCAGCGGUGGAAAACCCCGCGGAGUACGAUGGGCAGAGCAGUGCGACAGAACAGGACAGGACAGACGGCGUGGCCAUCACCGUGGGAUUCGCGGCACGCCGGCAAUGUCGCUUUCGCUGCCUUGGCGUGCGCCGUCGUGGCACGCUGCCCUCUGGCUCCCCCGCGGCUGUUCAUUCGUCCGUCCGUCCGCCUGCCUGCUCGCUGUCCGUCUCCGCUGCUGCCUGCUGUCCGUCCGUCCGUCUGUUCGCUGCCGCCGCCGCCUGCUGUCCGUCCGUCUGUUCGCCGCCGCCGUCGCCGCCGCCGCCAGCCGGUGCUCGCCGCCGCCGCCGCCGCCAGCCGGUGCUCGCCGCCGCCGCCGCCGCCGCCGCCAGCCGGUGCUCGCCGCCGCCGCCGCCGCCGCCGCCGCCAGCCGGUGCUCGCCGCCGCCGCCGCCGCCGCCAGCCGGUGCUCGCCGCCGCCGCCGCCGCCGCCGCCGCCAGCCUGUGCUCGCCGCCGCCGCCGCCGCCGCCAGCCGGUGCUCGCCGCCGCCGCCAGCCUGUGCUCGCCGCCGCCGCCGCCGCCGCCAGCCGGUGCUCGCCACCACCGCCGCCGCCGCCGCCGCCAGCCGUGUAUCUCAGUAUGGUAGUUUUCUAUGAUAAAUCACUCAAGACAGAUGUUCCUGAAUUCAUGACAGUUAUGGCUCAUUCGAAUGACUGA
Schistocerca nitens (vagrant locust) is the source of this 729-nucleotide messenger RNA. RefSeq names its product atherin-like. The record is from RefSeq and is a predicted model, not a curated record. Lineage: Eukaryota; Metazoa; Arthropoda; Insecta; Orthoptera; Acrididae. The coding region runs from base 1 to 729 and encodes 242 amino acids. The transcript has 3 exons.